Molecule: messenger RNA, 1435 nt
Organism: Raphanus sativus (radish)
Lineage: Eukaryota; Viridiplantae; Streptophyta; Magnoliopsida; Brassicales; Brassicaceae
Product: plant intracellular Ras-group-related LRR protein 6
Exons: 3
Coding region: 30-1181 (383 amino acids)
Molecular function (GO): protein binding
Source: RefSeq, a predicted model, not a curated record
UAUAGACAAAAAAACACACAUAUAUAAAGAUGAUAUGCGAGGAGACAUAUCAUCAACAACCACAGGGACAGAUCAAGGAACAUAUGAUGACGAUGAUGAUGAUGGAUCCACACCAAAGUAGGAAAUCACCAUUAUCAUCGCCAUCAUCUCCAUCAUCAUCACCUAGAUCAUCAUCACCAAGAUCACCAUCAUUCAAUAACAUUAACAAUGAGGAGGAGAGGUUAGAAGUUGUGAAUAUGAGUGGGAUGGCCUUAGAAUCUCUCCCUAAUCCAUCAAUCAACUUAGCUCAGAUUUGCAAGCUUGAUCUCUCCAACAAUUAUCUUCAGACCAUACCAGAAUCACUUACAGCAAGACUACUCAACUUAAUAGCAUUAGAUGUUCAUUCUAAUCAGCUCAAAGCUCUUCCAAAUUCCAUUGGUUGUCUCUCCAAACUCAAGACCCUCAACGUCUCUGGAAACUUUCUUGUUUCACUCCCCAAAUCUAUCCAGCAUUGCAGGUCACUGGAAGAACUCAAUGCAAACUUCAACAAACUCAUUAGAUUACCAGACUCCAUUGGAUACGAACUCACCAAUCUAAGAAAACUCUCUAUCAACUCCAACAAGCUCAUUAGCCUCCCAAUCUCCAUUACUCACCUUACUUCUCUUCGUGUCCUCGACGCUCGUCUCAAUUGCCUCAUGAUUCUCCCAGAUGAUCUAGAGAAUCUCAUCAACCUCGAGAUCCUCAAUGUCAGCCAGAACUUCCAGUACCUUACAGCCCUCCCAUCUUCCAUUGGCCUCUUAAUGAACCUCAUAGAGCUUGAUGUUAGCUACAACAAGAUCACUGUCUUGCCUGAGUCCAUUGGCUGCAUGAGACGGCUAAGGAAACUGAGUGUUGAGGGAAACCCACUCGUGUCCCCUCCUGCUGAGGUGAUGGAGCAGAACUUGCAAGUGGUGAGAGAGUAUCUGACACAGAAGAUUAAUGGUACCGCACCAAGGAGUCCCAGCAAGAAGAAGUCAUGGGGGUUUGGUAAGCUAGUGAAGUAUGGGACGUUCAAUGGUGGAUCAAGGAGCUGGAAUAGGGAAGAGAGAGAAGGGUUCAUCAUGCCUGAAUACCGUUCUAUUGACAGUCUUACUUCACCGAGGUACUCUGGAAUGUUCUCUCCUCGCCGUCUCUUUUCUCCAAGAAAUUAUUUCAGCAGAUAAAAAUUCAGACAACAACACAGAGGUUCCAUGUUUCUACAAGCUAUAGAUACAUCUGUAGCAUCAAAAGCCAAAAAAAUCCAAAAUUUUCUAUCAUUUUAAAAUUUCAGUAUUAGUAAAAUGUAUAAAGAGUAACUCAAUAUGUUCAUCAGAUUCUAGAUUUCUUGUUUUUUUCUUAAUUACAUAUUCUUGCUCCUGGUCUCUUUUUUUCCUAUGCACAUCAAAUUUUGUUCAUGAAUAAAUUAUUUCCUUCCCCA